GUGGUCGUUGGUCAUGCAGAGGGCACGUCAGCAAUCAUUUGUGCUAUUUGACAUUGUGAUUAGAAAAAGUUUUAGAAACUAUUAGUGAAGUGUAGUGAUUGUUUGAACGGAAAAACAAUUUAUGAACGGACGCAAUUUGUGUAAAAAGGAUAUGGCGGCAUCACAUAUUCUCAGUGCUGUAGAACCCACAGUGGGGGGAGGCGGUACAAGAGGUGGGCGUGAACGGGAAGUCAACGUUGCCCUUGAUGAUCGAGACCUGUGGGUUCGAUUUCAGACACUCACCAAUGAAAUGAUUGUUACCAAAAAUGGCCGACGAAUGUUUCCCGUAGUAAAAGUUACGGCCAGCGGAUUGGACCCUACAGCGAUGUAUACCGUUCUACUUGAAUUUGUACAAGUUGAUAGCCACCGCUGGAAGUAUGUUAAUGGAGAGUGGGUUCCCGGCGGAAAGGCCGAAGUGCCGCCAUCUAACGCAAUAUACAUACACCCUGAAAGUCCCAACUUUGGUGCGCAUUGGAUGAAGGAACCGAUAUCGUUUGCUAAAGUGAAACUCACGAAUAAAACCAAUGGAAAUGGCCAGAUAAUGCUGAAUUCCCUUCACAAAUACGAGCCAAGGGUUCACCUAGUAAAAGUCGGCACAGAUCUCCGACGCAUCAUGACAUAUCCAUUUCCUGAAACGCAAUUUAUCGCCGUAACCGCGUAUCAGAAUGAGGAAGUGACGUCACUGAAAAUUAAAUACAAUCCAUUUGCAAAAGCAUUCCUGGAUGCAAAAGAGAGACCUGAGGGAUAUUACCAGAGGGACUUUGUUGGUACUCACUACCCUCAACAAAGCUCUUCGCCUCACCAGUACCCACAAUUUGGAGGCUGGUUUGUGACAUCACAGCCAUUGUAUGGAAGCGGAAAUUCAGCGUCUAGGAGGCCUGCACCAUAUCCGCCACGCCCUCCUUCGCGGCCGCGAACUUUGUCGCCUCCCUCUACCUACAGCACCGCUGAGCGAUCACCAGUUGCUACAAAUAGCAGUUACACCUGGGCUGGAAGUAGCAGUUACUGGAGCUCGCAAGGGAACAGCUCACCACAACCCAAUACCUCCCCAGUUCCCUAUAGAACUCCCCCACACGCAUACCCUGCCCCCAUAGAAUAUUCUGCCCCCACGACAACGGCACCUGCGUCUGCUCCCGCCCCACUCUACCCGCUGCAAUAUGACGCGCCAAGCCAACAUCAUUCACCAUACUACCAACAUGCCUACGCUCCAUACGCUCAUCACGCUAUUGAAGAUAUUUCGUAUUGGCCGAAUAGUUUGAACAGCUACGGAUACCAACCGUCUGAAUACGUGGGUACCGGAGAAGUAGCGUAUGCCGCAGAAGGCAUGCCUUUCGGAAGCGGUGCCCCACUCGAAGCAAGCACCAACCAGGCGGAACGAACUACCCCCCAAGGCACUGAACAUCAGAGUGCCGACCGGGAAUAUAAAUAUAAUACUGAAGAGGAUCGGCAUUCGCCUUGCGAAAAUACAACAUUACCCUCGCGUUCGCCACCCCAAUGACAUGAUUUAGUGAAAUAAAAUAAUUUAACAGGUGUGUUAAGUCCUGAUUGUUACUCAAUUCGAUUAAUUCCGAUUGUUAUUUAGUUCUGCGAUCAUAAUCUACCAAUUGCGCCAGGUGAAGUGAAUUCUAUAACAGACUUUUACAUAAUACGGCGGCUGGGAAAUGCGAUCGAUAAAUUUUAUAGGAGUAUCUGUAGCGAAGACAGUGAUCCAUUGUAAUCUGUGUCUUCUAACCGCAUUUUUGAGAUUUAAUUCGGUUUAAGAGGCAUUGAAUACAUCAAUCAAGUCAAGAGGCAGUUAAUUGUAUUUGCCUAUAAUAAUGCUUAUUACUACUUUAAUACAUGUUCUGGAUUCGUUAAUGUAAUAUAUUGUAUAUAAAUCGAGCUCAAAACUUUUCCAGAUACUGUUUUCUUAUUUCUAUGCCAUUGCACAAACAUGUAACAUGCUUUUAUUACAUUUGUAGGUAUAUGUUUCAUAUAAAAAACAUUUGGAAUCCCGCACCAAUAUCGAAAUUGUUUUAUCAUUAUGCUUUGUAAUAUUAUUUUAACUUCUCGUAGUCUGUGUGGUAAGAGAACCGGCGUGGUAUUGUCAAUCUAAUAUAUUUCUGAUUACUGUCACUUACUUAUUUCGUCAAAUCAAAUCAUAUCAAAUUAUAAUGACGUAACAGUGUUGCCAACAUAACAUAAAAGGUAAUUUAGCAUCGUCCACGUAUCCCACGACGGUUGUCUUUCCGUACAGACAUAAUAAUAAUAUGCGAAUUGCGUCUAUUGAUACAGUAAUUCAAAAUUGUAACAUAAAUCAACAGAACAAGCUUUCAUUUUCAUAUAUAGUUCCCGUCAAUCUCAUACUAAGUGUUUUUAUAUAAAGUUAUGUAUUUUUUAUUUAAAUGUGUGAUAUUAGCGUUAUUAAAACACUAAUAUUAUGCAUAUUAACGUAAGAUUAAAUUUACAAGUAAUUUAUGGAGCUAAUGUUUAUUUUCAGUGGAAAAAGUAGAGACUACCGUGUUAACCAUAUAAUAUGUUUAAUUGGAAUCUACAAUAUUUUUGUACUUUAAAUUUUUUCAGGAUUCCGAGGGCAGACCUACCUUCGAUCCUAGUUGUAAAUAUUUAGACAGAUGGAUUUAAGACAUACUUAAUUAAAUAAUUAUAAAAUCUUAGAGUAUUAUUAUAACUGCGAUGUUUUCAUU
Molecule: messenger RNA, 2723 nt
Organism: Pieris rapae (cabbage white)
Lineage: Eukaryota; Metazoa; Arthropoda; Insecta; Lepidoptera; Pieridae
Gene: byn
Product: T-box transcription factor TBX19
Exons: 8
Coding region: 122-1537 (471 amino acids)
Biological process (GO): mesoderm formation; regulation of transcription by RNA polymerase II; positive regulation of DNA-templated transcription
Cellular component (GO): nucleus
Molecular function (GO): DNA-binding transcription factor activity, RNA polymerase II-specific; RNA polymerase II cis-regulatory region sequence-specific DNA binding
Source: RefSeq, a predicted model, not a curated record